UUUUUCCUUAACACCAAGUACUGCAGGAACCAAGCGUGAGGAGAAGAAGCACCUCGGGGAUUUCUUUGGCAUGUCUAACAGCUAUGCUGAGUGCUAUCCAGCAACAAUGGACGACCUGGCUGUGGACAGCGAUGACGAGGUUGAUUACAGCAAAAUGGAUCAGGGUAACAAGAAGGGUCCUCUGGGACGCUGGGACUUUGACACGCAGGAGGAGUACAGUGAUUACAUGAAUAACAAGGAGGCUCUGCCCAAAGCUGCCUUCCAGUACGGCAUCAAAAUGUCAGAGGGGCGGAAAACCCAUCGUUUUAAGGAGACUAAUGAGAAGGCCGAGCUGGAUCGGCAGUGGAAGAAGAUCAGUGCUAUUAUUGAGAAGAGGAAAAAAAUGGAUUCAGAUGGGGUUCAAGUGAAGAGACCAAAAUAUUGAAGACCCCCAACCCCCAUCUCUGUUAACAUCUUUAUUUUCAUAAUUGUUCUUUUUGAACAAAACAAAAAAGUUUGUAGUGCUUUAUAUUUAAGGUGUGUAACUUUUUUUUUUUCAUCAGCAUGUGGAAUAAAUUAAGUAGACUGAUGAUAUUUUACAUUUAGUUUACUGUGCAUAUAUGUAAUUCCUUCAUUUUCUAUUUUAUCUUGUGUUAUGAAAAAUAACUGAAUAAAUGUUACUGUACCAAA
Molecule: messenger RNA, 669 nt
Organism: Acipenser ruthenus (sterlet)
Lineage: Eukaryota; Metazoa; Chordata; Actinopteri; Acipenseriformes; Acipenseridae
Product: protein Red-like
Exons: 6
Coding region: 71-424 (117 amino acids)
Biological process (GO): mRNA splicing, via spliceosome
Cellular component (GO): nucleus
Source: RefSeq, a predicted model, not a curated record